CUACGUACGUACCCGGUAACUGAUCGCCGAUCGGAGGUCGGGUCUUGUUUGUUUGCCAGCUUACGUUUGGGGAUCUGCUGAAAUAUUUGAGGAUUUGUUUGCCAUUGCAUGAUCCUAACAAAUCAUCUUUGGUUGCAGAUGAGGUAAAGUUGAGCUUUCCCUCUAUCCCCCAAUGGAACCUUUAGAUGAAUCCUCACCUCCUAAGCGACGACUUUCUCAGCCGGUCGACAUCACCCCAACAAAUAUCACAUUUGAUCAUGAUGCAUGGGAUAUUGCCGAUGCCUUCCCCGAUGUCAUUAGGGACAUUGAGUCAAGUUUAAAAGAAGCGAAGCCAGACAGCGCAGCAGCCUUGCUCGGAUUGGAUAUCGAUUUAGACGACAACGAUCAUUUCCACCGAUUAGUUGGAUCAACAUAUCGAGACGUAGUGGUUAAGGUUGAAGUUGAUGAUUCUCCUAUGAUAGAGGACACUGGAGAAUGCUUUCAACCAGAUAGUAGAAUAAAAGAGGAAUCACCAGAUGGUAGAAUAAAAGAGGAAUCACCAGAUGGUAGAAUAAAAGAGGAACCACCAGAUGAAGAAGAGGAAGUAUGUAGAGUAAAAGAAGAAAGAGUAGAAGAAUUGAAUCUUGAAUCCAGUGUCAAGAUUGAAGUCAAUGAUUCUAUGAUGGAGGAAACAGAAGACCCAUUUCAUCUUGAGGGAAGAGAAGAAUUACAAGAAGAGGAGGAGGAAGAAAGAGGAAAAAAAGAAAGAUUAGAAGAGAUAGAGGAUGAUGGAGUGAUUCCAGAAGAAGAUAAUGAAGAAUGGAUGGAUGAUGGAGCGAGUGAUGAAGAAAUGGUAGUUCUUGAUGAAGAUGGUGAUAAUGAAGAGGAGGAGGAGGAAAACCAUGACAUUGGUGAUGAACUCUUACAAUUGAAACAUUCCACAAGUGAUAAUGGCAGUCGCAAAAACGUCAUAACAAACAAUACUAGUGGUUUAUCACAUAGAAACAAUCCAGAGACUACUAAUGAUGCAGGCGGAAGCAUCACAGAGGGUACUCAUGGUGAGGAUGGUGAUGAUGUAGAAGAGGAAGUAGAUGAGGAGGAGGAAGGAGAGAUGAUAGAUGAUGAGUGGGAUUCUGAUAGUGAAGGUGAUCUUGAUGCUCUUCUAGAUGAGGGAUUACCAGAGCAGUACAAACAAAGUAAAAGUGAUGGUACACAACAAGGGAAAGGAAGGAAGAAGGCUGGAGAGGCAUGGAGGAAGGUCCUUACUCAAGGUGCUCUCCCUGAAGGUCUUAUAGGAGUCAAGGAAAAAACAGUACUUAAGAGACGAGGUCAAGAGCCUUUAGAAGGUUUACCUGAUGGUUGGGUGAGAAUCAGUCAUCAAUGUGGGAUGCCUCUUUAUCUCCAUCGACCUUCAAGAGUAUGUACCUGGUCUAGACCUUACCUUCUAGGCUCAGGUAGUGCUAGGCGCCACCGUGUUCCAGUAGCUGCUAUACCCUGUAUGCAUUACAGUCGUGCCCUGGAGAAAGAGAAGAAGGGAGAAUCAGAUGCCAAAGACAUAAAGGCAAUACCUUCAGAUCUUCCUAAUGGAGAUAUACCUGAUCAGCAUUCCACCUGUCCUAAAGGAGAAAAUAAUAAGACCAAUCCUGAUACUGAGAUGAAAGGACAAGAGUCUAAAGGAGAGGUGUCAAAGUUUAAGAAGAAUCGUGUUCAUAUAUGUGAAGAUGAUUCUGUAGAUGUUAAGGAUCUUCAAGAGUACUUAUCUAGAAUAUUCCAGUUUGAAAAAAUAGCCAUCAAGAGAUUCAAAUCUUGGGCAUCAAGAAGAAAGUACACCAAAGCAGUGAAAAAUAAAGAACGACCUCAAUUUCCUGGAGGUCCUAAGGUGUUACGAUGUCAGCUGGAAGGAAAUACCGGCAGAGAAUUUGUUAUCAAUGCUCAGGAUAAGACCCCAGUAUGUAUUCUUCAUGAGUAUGCACAGAGAGUCAUGAGAACUCAACCUCAGUAUGUCUUUGGGGAGAGCAGGAAUGCUAGUGCUCCAUUUGAAGCUGUAGUUGAGAUCAAAGGUGUGAAGUAUGGUAGAGGAGAAGCGACCAGUAAAAGAUUAGCUAAAGCUGAAGCAGCAAAGAAAACUUUAGAUAUCUUAGUACCAGAACUCAUCUCAGACUUCAAAGAAAAGGCACCAUCCGAUACAGAGUAUUUUGACCAUGUAGCUAUUGAUGAUAUAAGGAUCUAUGAUCUAUGUAUGAAGGCAGGACAACUCACUCCAUGGCAGGUUCUUCAAGAAUAUAUACAAAGGAGUCAUGGUAUGGCAGAUACAAAGUUCAGUAUGAAUAUAAAACUCAAAGAUCAUCAACGUAGUGAAUACACUCUCACUCUAGGUCCACAUAAAGUAACGGGAAUGUGCAAAAAUAAAGCCAAUGGAAAACAACAAGGAGCUCAGAAGCUAUUAAAACAACUCCAUCCUGAGCUAAGAAGUUGGGGAGCUAUCAUCAAGAUGUAUGGAAAGGGAUCUAGUGAGAUCAAUAGAGAGAAGAAGGAAGCUGAAUUGAGCGUGACAGGACUGACCCAUAACACACCCAGAGCUAAACCUAAUAGGAAGAUCCUGAAUAAACUUCGCCUUGAGAUGAUGAAGACUUACGGAGAGAAGAAUUGGUUAGAUGAGGAGGUGGAGAGGCAGAAGAAACAAGGAGAAGAUGGGGAACAAGACAUGGAAGAGGAAAAUAAAAUGGAGUGUUCUUAAUAAAUAUUGGUGCUGCUGUUUGAUAAUGUAGAAGACUAUUAAUGCCAGUAGGUCUACACCCACUUGGUCUACUUUCCCUUUGCCUUUGUUUUCCUGCCAUGGUCUAAUCCUAGUUCAUCUAUCACCAUUUCAUCUACUUGAUCUAAUACCCCCUUAGUGUCCCCCUUUUACCCCUCUGUCUAAUUUUCAGUUAGGCUAAACUCAUUUGGUCUAAUAUCCACUUGAUCUGACACCUCUUAGUAUAUAUGAUUAGAUGAGCUGGUAAUGAAUUUAAUGUUACUUAAACAAAGUGUAGAAUGAUGAGAAGUCAAAUUGGUAAUUAGACUGUAUGUAUAUUAGUAUAAAUUGUAAUUGUAAAGUACAGGUGGUAAUUAGUUUAAAUUGAUCAUAUACCUCAUGGGCUUAGCCAUGAUGGUGUUAGAUGAUCUGAGAUUAGACCUUGUACAAAUAGGCCAAGUGGCUGCAACCUAUCUGAGAUAACUAGAUAUGAUGGGAUAAGCGAUGGCAUUCUUAAUAAAGCAAUUGACCUGUCUUGAGGGAAAAGAGGAAAUUUCUGGUUAAUAUUCUUGUUGAUAUCAGCCAUGACAAAUUACCUCUUAAUCCCUGAACAUUCUUAGAAAUGGCAUGAUUGCUGAAUUUUAAUUGUUUUUGUAUUGUUUAACCAGUUGUUUACUAGUAUUUAAUGGCCCCUGUGCAAAGUCUAUUUGAAUAAGAGUUCAGCAGGCAUUUUAAUAGGUUAAGACAUUCAUGUGAGUGAAUACCCAAUAGCCUUCUUGCACUUAGCUAACUUUCCGUCCGUACUUGCCAAAAUGAAUGUUCUCUUUGUCGGCUUGGCCAUUUUUUAAAAGAAUCGUAUAGAUUCUUAUUAUUAGUAUUAUUGUUGUUCUUCUUUUAUAUACCAGUUAAUGGCAAUAGAGACGUGAUAAUGAUUUAGAAUAAUUAAUAAGAUUUGUUUAUUCACUUGUUAAUGCAUUCAUACAAGUGUGAUAAUAUUAAUGAAAGGCGGGGGUAAGAUCUUUGAUAGUAAAAUAAGACAAUGAGACAAUAAUAGGUCAUAGUUCCUUUACUCCCGUAGGAUAAUUGAAUAUAAAGAGAUAGAUCAUUGAUCAGUGCAGAGAAUCAAAAUUUGAUAAGUUAAAAAGUUGAAGGGAAAAAAAAUCAGCUUUAAUCAAAUUGUAAAAAAUAGGUCUCAGUAUAAGGGGCACAUUUUUGUUAAUAAUGACUAGCAUCUGUAUUACCAAUGAAAAAUGAUAACAAUUGAAGUUAUCCCUAGUGAAUGGAGUUAGAGACUGUGUUGCAAUAGUAUACUCAUUGAGGUAUUCAAUCAUAACAGUGAGAUUGUUUUGAUAUGCAUCUGCAAUAUCAUUUGCUUGCCACCUUUAAUGCCACAUUCAUUUUGAUGAAGUCGUAUUAUGUGAUCUGUUUUCCGCUUUCUACAACUCUUUGUCAUGGAUCAUUUGUCCAUACGUUGUGAUCGAUGAGUUACACUCAAUACAAACCAUGGUCAUUUAUGUUUAAGAAAAUAGAUAUUGAUCUUUAAUAUCAAAUUUCCUUUGUCAGAUAUUUCAAAGCAAAAUACUCAUGUAAAGAAAGAUUCCUUUAAGACGUUGGUCAAUAUUACAAAGGUAUCGUUAAAAUACUUCCUGAACUUUUAUGUGUGUUGCAUUAAGUAUUAUUUGUAUAGAUAAAAAACACUUAGGACAAAAAAUCAUGCAGUCACUUUCAAGAUAUCUUUGAUGAAAUAAAUCAUUUAAUUUCUUUGCCGUGUAUAAUUGUAUACUGUUGAAUGAAAUUGGAAUGGGUUUUCCAGUUAUUUGUACUUUUUUUUAUUAUCGAAUAAUGAUAUAAGGUGCAAUUUGUUUGGGGCUUCAGUUUUCCAUCAUAUCGUAGACACAGGCAACAAUUGGGACUUUUACUGUGCCAGAAUUUCAAAAGUCAAAUCAAUAUUAACCAAUGCCUCUGAUUCUGGACAAGAUAUUACAUAUGUACUUUUUAAGAUGUGGGGCAAUUAAUAACUUGCUUUCUCAUUGGUUUAGAUGGAACAAUAUCUAUUAAAAUGAAAUAUAUUAAACUAAUUAUAAAGAAUCAGUGCAAAAAUAUAUAGGAAAGAUAGGACAAAAAGUAAAAUCAACUUUAGACAUAGUUAAGAAUUCAUACUGACAUUAUUGGUGCUUUUAUGGUUGUAGUGUAUCUUGUAUACACAUUAUUAAUAUAAUAAAGUAUUUCCUUGCAAUGAUGAAAAUGUAUUACAUUUUAAAAUGUCCUGUGUUCAAAAUAUUUGGUUAUGAAUUUAGGAAUGUGUACAUUGAUUUUAAUGACAUUGUGUUGAUAUUUUAUAAAGGGCCCGCUUUCACCAUUAAUAUAAUUUUGCAAUUACUUGUAACUUCCAUAGAAACCUUGAUUUUGAUUGGCCGAUGUUCAAUGUUACAGUGAUACCAUUGAUGGUGAUUUUUGCAAUAAGCCCUCUGUGGGAUUAUGAAAUUAUUUGUCUUCUUGGAGUUGUAUGCUCUCCUCAACAAGUUGGUUAUUACAGUAUUGCUAGUUUUGUGCAAAUGUGUCAUAGUACUACAGAAUAUCAAAGGUUUGACAAUCAUGUAAAGCGUAACUAUGAAUAUUUGUUUAAUUACUCAUAGUCACCAGGAUGAAUUGAAAUGAAUUACUCAUUAAGAGUGUAUGAUUGCAUUUAUCAAUCAGAAACUUUUGUAUUGACUUUAACAGUAUUAUACUUUAUUUAAUUUAUUUUGGUCUAUGUAGAACAUGGUUGAGUGCCUUUAACCACAUAAUGUGAUCCAAUGCUCAAGUAACAAAAUGUGAAUUGUGAUCCUAGGAUUUGUAAACUAAUCAGCUACAAAUUAUAUUCACGUCAAGGCACUGUUUUGUCAAGAAUUCAGUGUAAUAUCUUUUUAAAGUCACUUGUAAGGAACCUUUUCAAUAGUCUGUACAGCAUCUUUAGCAGGGAUUCAGCUGUUUGUCUUUUCUUAGAUGCUUUCCCACAUUCCUGGGGUUAUUUUCUACGAUGAAAUGAUAGAAUUGGGAUUAAAAGCGGCUUGCAGGUUUCCUGCAGAAAAAAAACAUGACACUGACUUAUGACAAGGUGCCUAGUUGCAAAUGAGUAUAUUGAGUAUUAUCUCAUUGACAACUACGCAUAAAUAUAUUCCCAGACCAGACUAAGCAAGGUUGCUUUUGAUGCUUCAUGCAUUAAAAAGAACUAUCUAGGCCAUUCCAAAGAGUUGAUUUGAAUAAGUAGAUUAAAUAUCAAGCAAACUGAACAUUUCUUCAACGUGGAUGUAGAAUAAGAAAUUCCUGACAUUUUAAAGCCUAGUUUAUUUAAUUCAUUAAAAAACUUUUAUGAAUAAAAUGAAUAACAUGCAAAAGAGGGAACUAAUGGCAUCACCCUCUUAUUAUUUCAUUUGUACUUUAUGAGAGGAAAUAUGAAACAUUGCAAUCUCUCCUUAAAAUUGAGCAUCUGCAUUUAUUUCUCUGUUAGUAUGUGGAAUUGCCAUUUUUGUAGCCUAUUUCGAUUUAUUUAAGAGCUUCCUGUCAAAUCUACAAAAAAAUAGAUAUUCUAUGAUAAAAUAUAAAAGAAAUUUGGAGUGUGUGACCUCAUUGGGCACUCUCAUAUGCAUAUCACCGUGUCAUUCAUAUAACUUCUUUGUGAAUAUAAAGGUUCUGUGUAAAAAAGCCAAACUAUUAGUGUCAUAACUCUAAUAUUACAUCCAAUUUUGCUUAGAAAAGAUUAAGUGUUAAUGAUUUUUUUUUUUUCAAAUCAACUUGUUAUUUAGAUGGACUUGACCUUUAAAUGCACUGUUAAGUACUUAACUCUGUACUACUGAUCCUUUUUAUUGAAUAUAACUGUUGAUGUAUGGUUGAAUGAUAGCCUUACCCACUACUCCAAAAAGAUUUCUUUCAAUUUUUUUGUUCAAUCCAACUUUAAUCAUGAAAAUGUGUUUAAAUUUGUACAAUAUAUCUAUUUUCUUUUCUUAGUGAUGAUGUGUAGUAUGUGUAUUAUUAUGAAGCCAGCUUUGGAUGUGCCACAAUUGAUUUGAAAUUAUAUCUUAAAAAAUUAUCAUUUCUUAUUGCACCUGUAUCAUUAAAAUGUAAUCAAAUUUAUAAUAUUUUCUAUCGAUAUUCAAUAGUGUUUUGGGAUUCAGAAGACGAAAAAGGGAGAUUUUUACUUGUUUUAUAAAAAAGUUCACAUAAUUUUGUCUCAUUUAUGGAUCAAAUGAUUUUCAUUUCCAAAAAUUGUUUUGUCAUUUACAAGAUUGCAAUGUUUGUUUUCCUUCAAAUCUCAUUGAUCUGUUUUCAAAAUGAAAUCCAACUUGGUUGCUUAAUAGCUUCCUUUAAUGUGGUCAAGGCUUUUGUUAUCAAUUAAGUUGUCAAUAUGUCUUAUUAAAGAGCAAAUACUU
Molecule: messenger RNA, 7122 nt
Organism: Lytechinus pictus (painted urchin)
Lineage: Eukaryota; Metazoa; Echinodermata; Echinoidea; Temnopleuroida; Toxopneustidae
Product: microprocessor complex subunit DGCR8-like
Exons: 16
Coding region: 173-2716 (847 amino acids)
Biological process (GO): primary miRNA processing
Cellular component (GO): microprocessor complex
Molecular function (GO): primary miRNA binding; double-stranded RNA binding; heme binding
Source: RefSeq, a predicted model, not a curated record